CCCGGGCUUCUGCGACCUGGGCGCGGGCGCUGGCGGGCUCGGGCUCCUCGGUGGUCAUGAGGCGGAGAAGCCAGGACGAGGAGGCGUGCGGCGUGUGGCUGGACGCGGCGAAGCUGAAGAGGCGGAAGGUGCAGACUCUCUUACUCAAACCAGGCACAAAAUUGCACACACUCUUUGCUGGAGAGAGAAAACCCAGUAUUUCUCUUCCUCAAAGAAAGACUCCAUCAGCAGGCACUCGGCAAACCAGCAUUACUUCCUUCAUCACUUUGCGAUCAGGAAUGACAAGUGGCGAUAACCAGAAAAGUACUCCAUCUCAUAGAGAAAGCCAGACCAACAAGGAGCCCCAGAAAGAUGCAAGCCAGGUGCAGUGUUUGGAACAGCACUUGGGGAAUGAUUGCUUGGCACUCCCUUUGGCCACUUCAACCCCUGCAGACAUCCAGGAAGCUGGACUUUCUUCCCAGUCUCUGCAGAUUUCUGAUAAUCACAGUUUCAGAACUCCAGUUUUGAUUGUGCCAUCUUUGUCCCAGUCUGACAUCCUGGUGUGUGCUGGAGAGAGUAAUUCCUUUACCCAGGACUUGGAAUAUUCUUGUUUACUGGGCCAAAGGGAUUCUUCCAGGAAAAGGGAAUGGCUUCACGGAUCUAAGACGAACUGCUUGGGCAUAGACAGACACAGGAAAUCACCUGGAAGGCAGUGCCAUCUGCCCUUGGACAAAGCUGAAUUGGAGAGGAAGGUGUCUGCCAAAGAGAACAAGCAAGCCCCUGUGCGCCUUCAAACCUAUCGGGAGUCCCAGAGUAGAAAAAACACUCUAUCAGUGAAACAAAGACCCUGUCCUCUUCCUCUGUUUUCUUUGGACAGUCCAAAGAAUGACAAGGACUCCUGGAGCCAGCUUUUCACUGAAGAUUCUCAAGGCCAGCAGGUAAUUGCUCAUAGUUCUAGGGGUCCUUUCCAUGAUGUAACCAAUGCCUGGAAACAAGACUUAGGGCAGUUUUCUGAGAGCCAGGAUGAACUAACUCAGUUACAUUUGCAGCCUGACCUGCUUUUUACCCAGGACUCUGAAGGUAAUCAGGUUAUCAGACACCAAUUCUAAAUGUUUGCCUCAGGGUUUUUUUCUGUACCUUGUAGGGUGGGGAAUGAAGAUUAGUGACCAAGCCACAUGGGAUACUGUUAUUGAGGAGCACUUUGUGUAAAUAAAGCAUGCAGUGCUGCUGGCGGA
This is a messenger RNA of Jaculus jaculus (lesser Egyptian jerboa), 1214 nucleotides long. It is a transcript of the gene Aunip, whose product is annotated as aurora kinase A and ninein interacting protein. The coding region runs from base 57 to 1088 and encodes 343 amino acids. Gene Ontology annotation, cellular component: centrosome; spindle pole. Gene Ontology annotation, biological process: spindle organization. The record is from RefSeq and is a predicted model, not a curated record. The transcript is spliced from 3 exons. NCBI's taxonomy places the organism in Eukaryota, Metazoa, Chordata, Mammalia, Rodentia, Dipodidae.